CAUUGAAUGUACUUCGCUCCACUUGGAAACCCGGUCAUGAUUCAGUUCAUUAAUAAAUAAAUAGUUCGGUGUCAUGGCGGAAUCUGCAGAGUGUCCUGUUUUCCAGCUCGGGAGACCCCGAUACGACCAGGGUUCAUUCCUAGGCCGUCUGAGACACUUUGUUGAGAUCAUUGACCCGCGUACCCUGUUUGUGUCCGAGACACGGCUGAAAGAAUGCAUCAAGCUCCUUGAUGAUUACAAACAUGGCACACUUCCACCUGGAGUUUCUGAUCUUCAGCUGUGGGAAGCCCAGAAGGUCAAGCAGGCCAUCAUUCAUCCUGACACAGGAGAGAAGAUCUUCAUGCCAUUUCGAAUGUCAGGUUAUGUACCAUUUGGAACACCAAUUGUCAUUGGCCUUCUUCUCCCCAAUCAGACAGUGGUGUCUACCAUUAUAUGGCAGUGGCUGAAUCAGAGUCACAAUGCCUGUGUGAACUAUGCCAACCGCAACGCCACAAAGCCUACACCAACAUCCAAGUUUCUUCAAGGCUAUGUCGGAGCUGUGUCAAGUGCUGUGUCUAUUGCAGUGGGACUGAAUGUGCUGAUUCAGAAGGCCAACAAGUUGAGCCCUGCCACCAGAAUGAUAAUACAGAGAUUGGUCCCCUUCCCAGCUGUUGCUAGUGCAAACAUUUGUAACGUGGGCCUGAUGAGACACAAUGAGCUGUCUGAAGGUAUUGAUGUGCUGGACAACAAUGGCAAUGUGGUGGGCUCCUCCAAAAUUGCUGCAAGACAUGCGAUCACGGAGACUGCCUUCACACGUGUGGUCCUCCCGAUGCCAAUCUUUGUCCUGCCCCCCUUAAUCAUGUCCUACCUAGAGAGGAUGCGAUUCCUGCAGAGCAACCGCAGAUUAUUGCUGCCCAUCCACAGCGUUGUGUGCCUGGUUACCUUUGCCCUCUCCCUGCCUUUGGCCAUCAGCCUGUUCCCACAGAUGUCUCAGAUUGAGGUGUCUCGCCUUGAGCCGGAGAUCGCCAUGGCAACAGAUUGCAAAGUGUUGACCUACAACAAGGGUUUAUGAUGGAUGAUAUGGUGAGGGAGAGGAGAUGAGAGGACAGGGAGCGAGAAUGGAAAUGAGGCUGCAAUGUAAAAAAACCCCAGGGUUCCUCUUCUCGACAGGUUCGGUAUUUUCUGCUGCAUACUGUAAUUGAAGCAGAGUCUGUAGAUCAUUGUGUACUAAGCCAGGGUUUCUCCACCUGUUUAUCACACCACCAGUUGUCCAGUCAGGUUUCCUCUGAGCUUUUGAGAUUAUCCCCCUUUCUUGUUGUUUUUAAGAACACAAAUGAGCUCUGUAUGUAGAAAUUAUGAUAUAUUUAAAAUCAGUUUUUUAAAUUUAUACAAUACUGUGUUUCUCACACAACUUUAUAUUUUACCAACCAUGUAAUGGUUGUUCAAGUAUAUUUUGACCAAUUUAAACAAUGGAAAAGGUUAAUUAUUUCAGUUUAAACCUGCAAUAGCUGAUUUUUUGGCCACUUAGGAAAGCAAAAACAAGCUAAAAAAAAGGUAUCACCUUUUAAGUUUAUGUGAUGAACUUUUUAGCAAACAGCUGCCUAUUUACACACACCCAGCAGAUUCAGAGCAACAUUAGCAUUCAAUUGGAGUCAUGAGGUCAUCAGGUGAACAUAAGUCUGAUAUUCACUCUCCUUUAUUUGGUUUUCAACAACCCCUGAGAAUUAUAUCCAUCUCUUCAGCUGCUAAAUGCUCCUCUGUGUUUAUCACCUAGUCGCUAACUGCAUCUGUCUGCUGUUUGGUGCUGAGCAGGUAGUGUAAAGUGGGGUUUUAAAGCCUUUCUGCUGAAAAUAUCUGCAUUCUGUGGCCACAAAGGAUGCUGAUGACAGUGCUCAGUUAAGUAUUGGGCCAGAAAACAAAAACAAUGCACUGAGAGAUGCUGUAAAGCUCUUAAGGGUGGAGGGCAACUGUAGCGUUUGGUGAUAAUUGCUUAAGAAUACUCUACUAUGUGAUUCAUUGUUAAAUUAAAAAUAUUGUUUGUAGCUGCUUUAAUGCUAUCCUUUGCAUCAUCAGGAACAGCACAUGUUCAUAGUGCAUUUCUGUUGCUAGUUAUCUGCUGUCACAUAGACUCGAUAUAUAUGCAGUAAUCUUAUAUUGAGCUAUAUACAGUAUGUGUAUGUGUGAGUUAUGGGUCGGACUGUCAGAAGGAGCCUUAACAAAAAGCUCCCUCACAAGUAUAUCUUUGAUCUGUGGGGGACACUGCAAUAACCAAUAGGCCUAUAUUAGUCUUAGAAAGCUCCCGGGACCAUGUCCACCUGUCAUGUGACAGGGUAAGGAAACUCUGGUCUGACCAGGCUGUGGUGCUGAUAUAUUCUGUAUAAUGAGAAAAAUGAUGAGGGGUUGACAUACUGUAGGAAUGGAUUUCUGUGGGAAAAUAUUGCAAAGUAUACUUGUCUGAGUAGCUUGUGGGGAAAACCUGGAGACUGUACUGUAGAUGUGUCACCUUACACACUUUUUAAAAUUGGUAAAUGGCAGUUGAUUACAUGCCAAGUAUUUUAACCCUAAUAAUGUGAAACAACAUACAGCGUGCUACUGUCUUCGUAUUUUUUCUUACCAUAGCCAAAUAUUUUGACUUUCCUUCUUAACUGGUAGGAAGGACAUUUUACUCUAGUUCUGACUGUUUGUUAAACCACUGUUGUUUUCCUAUAAUGAAUUACUUCUUUUGCACAAUAUUUUGGAGAUAUAACGUAUAUAUUAUUCUACUAAUGAUGAAGUAGUGUUUUUAAUUCUUUGUACUGUAUAAGAUUUAUGAAAUGUUUGCUAAUCAAAACAAUGUGAAACAGUUGUCUAUUAUUAUAUUAUUUGACAAAAUAUAUAUAAUAAAUACUCUU
This is a messenger RNA of Scomber japonicus (chub mackerel), 2870 nucleotides long. RefSeq names its product sideroflexin 5b (gene sfxn5b). The transcript has 14 exons. Gene Ontology annotation, biological process: monoatomic ion transport; citrate transport; mitochondrial transmembrane transport. The record is from RefSeq and is a predicted model, not a curated record. Gene Ontology annotation, cellular component: mitochondrial inner membrane. Bases 74 to 1051 code for a protein of 325 amino acids. Gene Ontology annotation, molecular function: citrate transmembrane transporter activity; monoatomic ion transmembrane transporter activity. NCBI's taxonomy places the organism in Eukaryota, Metazoa, Chordata, Actinopteri, Scombriformes, Scombridae.